AUGAAGGAGGCUGCUCCGGAGCUGAACGUGAGCAGUUCGGAGGCCGAAGAAGAGCGGGAGGAGGCCAAGGUGGAAGGGGGGGAGCACGAUCCGGAUUUCAACCAGGCGAACAGCAACACCAAGCGGCAGAAGGUCUCCCACCCCAACUCCGUGGUCUGCCAGAAGCAGGGCAUCCGGCGCAGCACCCGGCACAGGAGGAUCCGGGGGGAGAAGGCCCUCCUCGUCUCCGCUAACCAGACCCUGAAGGAUCUGAAGAUCCAGAUCAUGCACGCUUUCUCCGUGGCUCCCUUCGACCAGAACCUCUCCAUCGACGGGACGGUGCUAUCCGACGACGUGGCCACGCUGGGCAGCCUGGGGGUCACGCCCGAGUCCGUGGUCUUGCUGAAGGCUGACGAGCCCAUUGUGGACUACGCGGCAAUAGAUGACGUUAUGCAAGUCUGCAUUCCGGAGGAAGGCUUCAAAG
This is a messenger RNA of Protobothrops mucrosquamatus (brown spotted pit viper), 463 nucleotides long. RefSeq names its product ubiquitin carboxyl-terminal hydrolase 48-like. Gene Ontology annotation, molecular function: cysteine-type deubiquitinase activity; cysteine-type endopeptidase activity; protein binding. Gene Ontology annotation, biological process: protein deubiquitination. The annotation marks the transcript as partial. The record is from RefSeq and is a predicted model, not a curated record. NCBI's taxonomy places the organism in Eukaryota, Metazoa, Chordata, Lepidosauria, Squamata, Viperidae. The transcript is spliced from 5 exons.